UGGGAAAAAGGGAGAGAGGAAGUUAAACUUUCCCUUCCUGUCUUCCUCAGAAAAUCAAAUAUGGCAUCUUCCAUGAGGAGCUUGUUUUCUGAUCACAGCCGAUAUGUUGAAUCUUUUCGGAGGUUUCUCAACAAUUCCACGGAACAUCAGUGCAUGCAGGAAUUCCUGGACAAGAAGCUGCCAGGCAUAUUAGCAAGGAUUGGAGAUAAAAAGUCAGAAAUUAAGAUUCUAAGCGUUGGCGGAGGUGCAGGUGAAAUUGAUCUUCAAAUUCUCUCCAAAGUGCAGGCUCAAUACCCAGGAGUUCCUAUCAAAAAUGAAGUUGUGGAACCAAGUGCUGAACAAAUUGCCAAGUACAAAGAGUUUGUAGCCAAGUCUUCAAACCUGGAAAACAUAAAGUUUGCUUGGCAUAGAGAGACAUCAUCUGAAUAUCAAAAUAGAAUAAUGGAGAAAAAGGAACUUCAGAAGUGGGACUUUAUUCAUAUGAUUCAGAUGCUGUAUUAUGUAAAAGACAUCCCAGCAACCCUGAAAUUCUUCCACAGUUGUUUAGCUACCAAUGCUAAGAUUCUUAUUAUUCUUGUAUCAGGAACCAGUGGCUGGGACAAGCUAUGGAAGAAGUACGGAUCCCGCUUACCCCGGGAUGACCUUUGCUUAUACAUCACAGCGACUGAUCUCACUCAGAUGCUGGAUAAGUUGGGAAUUAAAUAUGAGUGUUAUGACCUUCUGUCCACCAUGGACAUAUCUGACUGUUUUAUUGAUGACAAUGAAAAUGGAGACCUGCUUUGGGAUUUUUUGACAGAAACCUGCAACUUCAAUACAACAGCACCAUCUGAUCUCAAAGCAGAAAUUAUGAAAGAUCUGCAAGAGCCUGAAUUCAGUGUAAAGAAAGAUGGAAAGGUUCUUUUUAAUAAUAAUCUGAGUUUCAUAGUGGUUGAAGCAUAAAUACCAAUCAUGAGAAUAUAUUCAAAAAUUAUAUUUUAAACAAUGUUGAUCAUUUAUGUCUGUAUUAAAAUUACAAAUAUAUAUCAUAAUAUAAAUAGAACAUUUUCUCAUAUAUAAAAUCUAGAAAAUUACAAGACAUUCUUGGACUCUAUAUACAAUCAUAAAUGAUAUUGCUGAUCUUAUCCCAUCCAUUCUCCAGAUGGGAAAAAUGAGACAACUAAGUUUAACUGGCUUAUUGACAAUAAAAUUCUUUCAAUUUAUUGAUUGUAUUGGAAUUUCCUAAAACACAAAUAAAGUAUGUACUAUGGAUUCUUUAAAUGUUAGUAAAGUAUGUGCUUAUUAAUACUUUGAACACUAAGAAAGUAUGUAUUUAUUGAUUUUCCCCUUUGGUAAAGAAAUAUUUGUCUUUGUACAUUCUUUUAUUGUAGUUGCUAUCUUAUU
Molecule: messenger RNA, 1380 nt
Organism: Pteronotus mesoamericanus
Lineage: Eukaryota; Metazoa; Chordata; Mammalia; Chiroptera; Mormoopidae
Gene: HNMT
Product: histamine N-methyltransferase
Exons: 6
Coding region: 61-939 (292 amino acids)
Molecular function (GO): N-methyltransferase activity
Source: RefSeq, a predicted model, not a curated record